Messenger RNA from Tripterygium wilfordii, 3323 nucleotides. Its product is annotated as E3 ubiquitin-protein ligase ZNF598-like. Gene Ontology annotation, molecular function: ribosome binding; ubiquitin protein ligase activity. Bases 242 to 2734 code for a protein of 830 amino acids. Gene Ontology annotation, biological process: protein ubiquitination; rescue of stalled cytosolic ribosome. The transcript is spliced from 7 exons. Lineage: Eukaryota; Viridiplantae; Streptophyta; Magnoliopsida; Celastrales; Celastraceae. The record is from RefSeq and is a predicted model, not a curated record.
UCCCAACGACCAUCGGACGUGCCGUAAAUCCGAGUUUUUAUUUACCCGAUUCUUCUCGUCCCGGGAACCUUAUAAAUUGUAUCGGUGCGUGGCUUUUGAUUUUUCUUGGUCUGUUCGAUUUCUGUAAACCCUAGCUAAUAGCCUUUUCCUCUCUAGUUAACAUUGUCUCUCCGAUCAGGUCUUUCGUCGAUCACAGGGAGAUUUAUUAGAGAGUGGGGAAAAAAAAAGGAGAUAUUAAGGUAUGGAUGACAGUUGUGCCGUGUGUGCGGAGACCUUGGAGUGGGUGGCCUAUGGGGCCUGCGGGCAUCGGGAUGUAUGCUCGACCUGCGUGGCUCGCCUCCGUUUUAUCUGCGACGACCGCCGCUGCUGUAUUUGUAAGACCGAAUCCUCCGUCGUAUUCAUCACCAAGGCUUUAGGUGAUUAUACUAGGAUGAUAAAUGACUUUUCAGUAUUGCCAUUUGAAGUAAGGGAGGGACAAGUGGGAUCCUACUGGUACCAUGAAGAUACACAAGCAUUUUUUGAUGAUGUGGACCACUAUAAGAUGAUCAAGGCAAUGUGCCGAUUGUCAUGUAGUGAGUGUGACAAGAUGGACGAUCAACCAAAUGAUGUUUCAAAGCGUAGGGGGAGGUUUAAGAACAUUGAGCAGUUGAAGGGUCAUCUAUUUCAUCGGCACAAGUUGGUGAUGUGUGGUCUGUGUUUGGAAGGACGGAAGGUAUUUAUUUGUGAACAAAAGCUGUAUUCUAGAUCACAAUUGAAUCAACAUAUAAGCACAGGCGAUUCUGAUGUCGAUGGUAGUGAGAGUGAACGAGGUGGCUUCACUGGACAUCCUAUGUGUGAAUUCUGUAGAACUCCAUUUUACGGGGAUAAUGAGUUGUAUAUGCAUAUGUCUACAGAGCACUAUACAUGUCAUAUAUGUCAGAGGCAGCAUCCGGGACAGUACGAGUACUACAAGAAUUAUGAUGACCUCGAGAUGCACUUCCGCAGAGAGCAUUUUAUUUGUGAAGAUGAGGCCUGUCUUGCCAAGAAGUUUAUUGUCUUCCCAACCGAAGCAGAAAUUAAGAGGCAUAAUGCAAUUGAACAUGGAGGUCGCAUGUCUCGUUCUAAGCGUAAUGCUGUUCUCCAGAUACCAACUAGCUUUCGGUACCGUCAAAGUAUUGAACAAGACCGUCGUCGGGGAGGAGGUCGGUCGUUUCACCGCGAUCCAUCUGACAAUCAAGUUUCCAUGGCCAUACAAGCUAGUUUAGAGACGGCUAACCCAGAUGGCACAGCCCGUGACCCUGUGUCAUCAUUUGGUGCACAGUCAGUCCAUGAUAACAGAGAUGUGUCUAUUGUUGAUCCUAUCGUGCAGCCUUUUGAAUCAUUGACCACAACAGAUUCUGAACAACCUUCAAGAUAUCGUCAAGCCUUGGGGCAAAGCUCUAGGGGUGUACCUUUGGGAGAAUCUUUAUUUCCUCCCUUGGCGGUAGGUAACAGCAGCAGCAAUCAUGAAAAAUCCAAACAGGAUUCUGAACGUUUGCCUGUUAAUACAAUGGCGGCAAACCUCCGCCGACAAAACAAUCGGAAAGCUACUGUUCUCUAUUCAAGUCAGGCAUUGCCUGAAGUAAGCCGUUGGCCUGGACUACAAUCGAGUAGUUCAACACAACAUAGACCUACAGCCAAUAUUAGACCUGCCACAUCUCAAAGUUCUUCUAGUGGACCUGCACUUGCUAGUUAUGCAGGUUCUGUUCUGCCUCAGGCUCAAUCUCAAGUUCGACCCACAAUGAUUCAUGGACUUCCAUCAUCUAAUUCUUCAUUUAAGUUGGGCAAUACUGGAAAGAUCAGCCACUCUGCAUCGGCCCCUAAUCUUUCAGAUAAUGAACCAUUGUUACCAUUUGUUUCUGAUUUUCCUCCAGUUUCAGCAACGCAGAUACACAAGAUGCCCCCAGUUAGUCAGGCUUUGCCGAAGGUGGAAGAUGUUCAUACAGCUAACAAAUCUUUGGUUGAAAAGAUACGUGCUGCUCUUGAAUAUGAUGAAGAUAAGUACACUGCAUUCAAGGAAAUAUCUGGACGGUAUCGUCAGGGUACGGUGGACACUGGAAGAUAUCUCAAUUAUGUGCAGCAGCAUAGUUUGUCACAUCUUGUUAUUGAGUUGGCCAUGCUUUGUCCAGAUGUUCAGAAGCGGAAAGAGCUGGUUGAUGCCUACAAUGCCAGUUUGCAAAGCAAUGGUCUGCAAGCAAAUGGGAGGGGCCAAAGCAGUGGUACCCAGCUGGACGACAGUAGUAACUCUAAGAAAGGCAAGGGGAAGAACUUAGACGCUGACAUCAGUAAUUCCAAGGAUGCAUUAGCAGAUAGCAUUAUAAGUACUGCCCGGAAACUGCAGUUGGGUAACAAGUCUAUCGAAGAAGAGGUGGAGGUACUAUCAAAAGAUGGUUACCGUACCACCAAAGGCAAAUCAAAAGUGAUGGUUGAUGGGCACCAGUUAGAGCAUGGUUCAGCUAAUAGGGGCCAAAAUGAUUCAACAUUUGUUGGUGGUGGAUCAAAUAAAAAUGUGAGUGGUGGGGGUAAGCCACAAAAGAAAACCUCAAAGUUCCACAGAAUGAGGCUAGGUGAUGGUUCUGUGGCUGCAGCUUUAGAUCUCAAAAAUUCUAACCCUGAUCCAGAUCCUGAUUCCAAUGGCGGUGAAAACCCUAUUGGGAUGCCUGCUCGAGGUGUUUGGCAGAAGAAGGGCGGAGGUCAGAAGCUCUUCUCUAGCUGAUGUGUAGAACUUUACUAGAAUGUUUUGAGUUUUGGCAGGUAUCAUGAAUGCAUAGCAAAGUUUUGGCGGAAUGGCGGAAGUCAUGAGCUCCUCUCUAGGUGAUGACGUGUAGAACUUUGCUGGAUUGUCGUGUUUUGGUGAGAUUUCAUGGUUGAGUGGCUAUGGAUGAGAAAUUUUCCCCUUGUUGCUGUAGUUAUUACUCUGCAAAUCAUAUACCGGCGUAGACUCUUGGUUUUUAUCAUUUAAGGUGGGAGUUGUAUGAAAGCUGCAAACUUCAGAUGGGGCGAAUGGAGCAUGUUCAUCCCUUUUUAGUUUCUUUAUUUGGGAGGCAGGUGUUCAUAAAAUACUGCGUUAUCAAGUAUAUAACAAAUUAAAAUGUUUUUGAUUUGAUAAUUAUGCUUCUGUAGCGUGUUUCCUGGUUGUUUUCUAUCUUGUUAUUUAUGUAUUCUCAAACUAAAUUGAACUCGAUAAUCUUGUUGCCAAUUUGGAAUUGGCACUUUGGGAGGAUGGCCUACUAGGGUUCUUGGGAGGCCAAGACUAUUGUUUUCUCUCUUGAUAACUUGAAGGCUCAUUGAGUGUCCUUUGUCCC